Molecule: messenger RNA, 1047 nt
Organism: Nanorana parkeri
Lineage: Eukaryota; Metazoa; Chordata; Amphibia; Anura; Dicroglossidae
Product: trypsin-3-like
Exons: 6
Coding region: 196-1017 (273 amino acids)
Biological process (GO): proteolysis
Molecular function (GO): serine-type endopeptidase activity
Source: RefSeq, a predicted model, not a curated record
UGCGCGCCGCGGCGGUAAGGGGACGCCGUCUCGCGUUCACGCGGCCGCUGCCAAGGUAACCGGAGCCGACCUGAUGCCACCUAUCAGUGCGCGCGGCGAGAUUGGGGGAAAGCUGAGCCCCCGUCCCGAGGACCCCUCUGUCCUCAGGUACCUCAGGGGGAAGAAUAGGCCAUUCUCCGCAGCUGGGGAGGCGCCAUGGUAACGGGGAGAGGCGCCGGGCGGUCCUUCUUUUUUUUUUUAGCGACUUCUGUGGGCAUCGGCGGAUCAGUCUCACUCGGGACAGCUGCGCCCGCCGGAACGUCCGCCAUGAGGUACCGCUAUCUGCGCCUGCUGCUCAUCCUGCACUUUACAGACGUGAUGGGGGAGGGACAGGACAGCAUAACGCGAAUCAUCGGCGGUUAUAUCGUCCCGCCGUACUCAGCGCGGUAUCUGGUCUCUCUGAAGAGGAACACAGGAAUCCACUUCUGCGGGGGGUCCCUGAUCAGUCGUUUCUGGGUCCUCACCGCUGCCCACUGCAAGACCGACUCCACCAGAGGUUUCAGUCAGAGACAGGGUUCUCUUUCUCCUCUCCUCCUUCAGCUGAACCGGCCGGCCGUGUACAACUCCUUCGUGUCCGUAGUCCCUCUGCCGGCCCAGGGGGCNGCGCUCGGCGAGGGGCGCCUGUGUCAGGUGUCCGGAUGGGGUUUCACCAGCACCACCGGCGGCAGGGCCUCGGACACCCUGCGCGGCGUGAAGAUUCCCAUCGUCUCCUCCCACCGCUGUAACAGCUCCUCCUCCUACUCCGGACACAUCACCGGCAAAAUGAUCUGCGCCGGGUUCACCAAUGGGGGCAAAGACGCCUGCCAGGGGGACUCCGGAGGGCCCCUGGUGUGUGACGGCAGAGUGUUCGGCAUCGUGUCGUGGGGCCACAGCUGCGCCGAUCCCAAAUACCCCGGGGUGUACACGGCCGUGGCCAGUUUCCAGAAGUGGGUAUACAGGACAAUCUUCUCCGGAGAUUUCCAGAAGUUCGGCCAAUGAGAGCCGGCGAGGCCGAUUGCGGGAGCCGCG